Messenger RNA from Folsomia candida, 1206 nucleotides. It is a transcript of the gene FRG1, whose product is annotated as protein FRG1 homolog. Bases 236 to 1048 code for a protein of 270 amino acids. The record is from RefSeq and is a predicted model, not a curated record. The transcript is spliced from 6 exons. Gene Ontology annotation, molecular function: actin filament binding. NCBI's taxonomy places the organism in Eukaryota, Metazoa, Arthropoda, Collembola, Entomobryomorpha, Isotomidae. Gene Ontology annotation, cellular component: catalytic step 2 spliceosome; nucleolus; striated muscle dense body.
AAUCAUAAUCCCGCUGUUUAGAGUUUUUUUACAUCAAUAAGUAGAAAUUUUUGAAAUUUGUAAUGUGAAGUACAAAUAGUUCAAUAAAGUACGCAGUAAACUCUGUAAACAAUCAAGAAGUAUACUUGUGGAUAUCAGCAGUUGUCAUCCCAGUCUUUCGAAAUUCGUAAGUCUAAAAAAUUGGUCAUCUCAAAAGACUGGUCCAUAUCUUUCGGCUCGAUUGCAAUUCAAAACGAUGGAGUACCAAAUAGCAAAGGGGACAAAGUUGAAGCUGAAGGGGUCCAAGAAUAAGGCUUUGUUGGAAGUAAAAAAGAAGAAGCGCAAGUCCACUACGACGACCAGUGACAGUGCGGAGAAGAAAGCUGCCCAAGCGGUGCUCGAGGAUACGGUCAAACAUGGUGGGUGGUGGUUCGUGACAAAGUUUGAUGAAAUAUCCGGCACAGUGGCAAUUGAGUUUGGGAACAGCACUUAUGUGAAAUGCUUGGACGAUGGAACUUUCACGCUAGGGGCGCCGCAUAACGAUGGCGAUGGCCCUGCGCCGGAGGAAAUAUUCACUGCAAUUCGUAUCAACGAUGACAAAAUUGCUCUCAAGUCUGGUUAUGGCAAGUAUUUGGGUGUCGACAAGGGUGGAGGUGUCGUAGGUCGUAGUGACGCAGUGGGGGCGGUAGAACAAUGGGAAGUCGUUUUUGAAGAGGGCAAGAUGGCUUUACUCAGCAAUUCUGGCCAUUUUAUGACCAUUGAUCCAGUAGAAGAGAGUGUAGUCUGCAAAUCACGAAAGGCUGGACCAUCUGAAAUUAUAAAGCUGAGAUGUAUCGUAGAACGAAAAGUUGAGCGUACUGGUGCUGAGGUUCCAGGAGAAGAAGAAUGCGGUUCUGUGAAAGAUAUUGAGCUAAACUAUGUAAAAAAGUUUCAAAAAUUUCAAGACAAAAAGAUGCGACUUUGUGAGGAGGACUUGGAGAGUGUCAAAAAGGCGAAGGAAGAAGGAACGCUGCAUGAAUCCCUUCUGGAUAGGAGAUCAAAGAUGAAGGCUGAUCGAUAUUGUAAAUAGUAUACACCUUUUUGUUAUUAUAUUGAAUUAAGAGUAAGCACGACCAUAGGAUUGUGUAAUUUUAUGUAAAUCUUUGAUGAGAUCUUAAUUAUAAAUACAUUAAAUAAUUACACCCUCAAUGUUCAAAAUAGAAUAAAGUAAUUGAUAUAGAGUAGAAC